AUCUGAAACCAGAGGGCUGCACUGCUGCCUUCUUCCAGCCUCUAGUACAGCACAGUGUAUUGACACACUCGCACCCCAUCAGUCUGUGCAAGUUCAGGGACAAUCCAGGGCUGAUCUCGAUUGCAGCCUGUGGGCACUGCUAGGACAUGGCUCUACUGUAUGUUCACUGACGUUUGCAGCGUGGGGUGACCGACAAAGGGAACUGAAACCAAGUUUUCUCUCAUGGGAGUUUUUCAUGUAACCUGCCUUGUAACUGCACGGAACUGAUCUUUCAGAAAUAGUUUUUUGCCUCAACAACUGCCUGUUUUGUGAAUUACCAUUUUACUGGUGGAUACCUGUGUAGAACCACUGCAGAUUAGGAUCGGAGCAGAAAUCAGAAGGAAAAGUCAAUCAGCUUGAUAAUGGAUGACUAUAAUGUCCCUGUGCACAGUCCUCAUAUUAGCCAAGCCCAGCAGAAUACAAUUAAGUGUGGAUGGCUUCGGAAGCAAGGAGGAUUUGUCAAAACUUGGCACACGCGAUGGUUUGUCCUCAAGGGAGACCAGCUGCAUUAUUUUAAAGAUGAAGAUGAGAUGAAACCUUUGGGUACAAUUUUCUUGCCAGGGAACAAAGUGGUAGAACAUCCGUGCAAUGAAGAAAGCCCAGGAAAAUUUCUGUUCGAAGUAGUUCCAGGGGGGGACCGUGAGCGGAUGACUGUAAACCAUGAGACCUACCUUCUUAUGGCCAGCACCCAAAAUGACAUGGAAGACUGGGUGAGGUCCAUCCGCAGAGUUAUAUGGGCACCAUUUGGAGGAGGCAUAUUUGGGCAGAAAUUGGAAGACACAGUACAUUAUGAGAAGAGAUAUGGGACACAUCUUGCUCCCAUGUUGGUAGAACAGUGUGUGGAUUUUAUCAGGGAGCAAGGGUUAAUGGAAGAAGGUUUGUUUAGACUGCCUGGCCAAGCAAACCUGGUCAAGGAAUUACAAGAUGCCUUUGACUGUGGAGAGAAGCCAUCGUUUGACAGCAACACUGAUGUCCAUACAGUAGCAUCACUUCUAAAACUGUACCUAAGGGAGCUACCGGAGCCUGUCAUUCCUUAUUUAAAGUAUGAAGAUUUCAUUUAUUGUGUGAAACACCUGAGCAAAGAAGAGGAAUUGGGAAUGGCAGAGUUAGUCAAGCAAGUGAAGAGCCUACCACCAGUGAAUUAUAAUCUUCUGAAGUACAUUUGUAGGUUUCUGGAUGAAGUUCAGUCAUACUCUGGAAUCAAUAAAAUGAGUGUACAGAAUCUAGCUACAGUGUUUGGCCCUAAUAUUCUUCGCCCAAAAGUUGAAGACCCCAUGACUAUAAUGGAGGGUACUGUAGUUGUCCAGCAGCUGAUGGCUGUUAUGAUAAGUCAGCAUGAAAUGCUAUUUCCUAAAGAUGACGAUAACCCAGUUCAAGUUGAACACGAGCUCAGCAACAACGAUAUACAAAAGAAAAUUGUAUUAGGUCAGAUUCAGAACAGAGAGAAUAACAACACUAAAGAUACUGCUGUAAAAAGGUGCUCAUGGGAAAAAAUUGAAACUUCACAAAAGUCUAAUGUUGAUAAUGGUUCCCCUACUGCUCUGCCUGGGAGUAAAUCAAGCAGUCCAAGAAAUAGCAUUCACAAACUUGAUGUCACAAGAAGCCCACCACUGAUGGUAAAAAAAAAUCCAGCAUUUAACAAAGGCAGUGGAAUUGUAACCAAUGGAUCUUUCAGUAGCUCAGUUGAUGUCCAUGAUAAACAUCAUUCUUUAACUAAUGGAACAUUACAGUCUAGAUCAUCUCUAAAAAGCUCUGGUACUAAAAUGGGUACCCACAGUGUACAAAAUGGUGCAGUGAAAAUGGGUGUUUCAAGCACAGAUACACUUAGCCAUUCUUUAAACACUCGAACCACAAGCUGGUUGCCAAAUGGUUAUGUUACAAUGAGAGACAAUAAACAAAAGGAUGUAAACAAUGAAUCUGUACAGCAACACAGAUUAUCUACCUAUGAUAAUGUUCAUCAACAGUCCUCCUUGGCAAACUCUGAUGACAAACAAAGCAUUGACAGUGCAACUUGGUCUACAUCGUCCUGUGAAAUUUCCCUUCUGGAAAAUUCCAUCUCUUGUCGCUCUUCUACAACUACCUGUCCAGAGCAGGAAUUUUAUGGGGGAAAUUUUGAGGAUCCCGUUUUAGAUGGGCCACCUAAUGAGGACACUACUAAUCCCACAGAUUUUGAAAGCAAAUUUGACAGAAGAAGUGCUGGUGGUCGUAGCAGUAGAGCAACCAGCAGCAGUGACAACAGUGAAACCUUUGUUUUAAAUAAUACCAGCAGUCACAGUGCUCUUCAUAGCCUUGCAUCCAGUUUAAAGCAGGAGAUGUCAAAACAAAAAAUGGAGUAUGAGACAAGAAUAAAAAGCUUAGAACAAAGGAAUGUCACUCUUGAGACAGAAGUGCUGAGCCUGCAAGAGGAGCUAGACCAGGAAAAAAAGAAAUACACAAUGGUAGAAAUAAAAAUGAGGAAUGCUGAACGUGCCAAAGAGGAUGCUGAGAAAAGAAAUGAUAUGUUGCAAAAAGAGAUGGAGCAGUUCUUUUCCACCUUUGGGGACUUGACAGUGGAACCCCGUAGACCAGAUGGAGGGAACACAAUAUGGAUCCAGUAAAGUGAAUUAUUAUGUAGCACAAGAAUCUGUUGAUUUUUAUGGGAAGAGUUUUAAUCAGGUGGCUGGUCACCUGAGGAGGCUAGCAACUAAUUGCCAUUAUUUUGAAAGGGGUAAAUAAUUAGGACAAUGCAUCACAUUAUCAGCAGAAACUAUGUAACAGGGUCAAUUAUACUAUUGUAUACUCCAUAAUCCUACUAUCAAGUGUUUCAACUGGAUAUGUGUAUAAAAGUGUUAUGUCGUUUAAAAAUAAAAUUAAUUAUAAUAAUACAAGUCUUGUAAGAAAACCGGCAGAUUGAAAUGUUGUUGCAGUCAAGAUUUAUAUGAAGUCUAUAUAUCCUUGCACUUAAUAUAUACAUAUAUAUAUAUAUAUAUAUAUAUAUAUAUAUAU
This is a messenger RNA of Xenopus laevis (African clawed frog), 3024 nucleotides long. RefSeq names its product Rho GTPase activating protein 24 L homeolog (gene arhgap24.L). NCBI's taxonomy places the organism in Eukaryota, Metazoa, Chordata, Amphibia, Anura, Pipidae. The record is from RefSeq and is a predicted model, not a curated record. Bases 402 to 2636 code for a protein of 744 amino acids. The transcript is spliced from 10 exons.